This is a messenger RNA of Colossoma macropomum (tambaqui), 570 nucleotides long. Its product is annotated as tubby-related protein 3-like. Gene Ontology annotation, biological process: protein localization to cilium. The transcript has 5 exons. NCBI's taxonomy places the organism in Eukaryota, Metazoa, Chordata, Actinopteri, Characiformes, Serrasalmidae. Gene Ontology annotation, cellular component: cilium. The coding region runs from base 1 to 570 and encodes 189 amino acids. The record is from RefSeq and is a predicted model, not a curated record.
AUGAAGAAGAACAAGGCGUCUUCUUAUGUGAUCUCAGUGGGCGAGUUUGACGAGGCUGAAAGCGUUGUGGGGACAAUGAGAUCCAAUCAUCAUCGGACUGAAUUCACGCUUUGCAAUGAUGGCAGAAACCCUGCGGGAAGCCAUGGAGCUCUGCUGGAGGAGAGCCACACACAGGAGCUCAUGGCUGUCAGCUAUGAGUCAAUAUUGGGGUUCAUAAAGUUACAGCAGAUGUCCGCCAUCAUUCCUCACAUGGACAGGAACUCUCAGCGUGUUUGUUUGGGUGAUGGAUCUUUAUUAAAGAAAAUGAAGAACAAUCAGGGAGCAGGGUUGAUUAAACUGGAGACAAUAGUGCCGGCGUGGAACGAGGAGAAGCAAGAGUAUGUGAUGGACUUCAAUGGACGAGUCAAAAAGGGUUCAGUGAAGAACUUCCAGCUCGCCUGUUCUGAUAGUCCGGACAAGUUGGUGAUGCAGUUUGGUCGUGUAGAUGAAAAUCGCUUUGUGCUGGACUACAGCUCCCCCUUGUGCGCUCUGCAAGCCUUCACCAUCGCCCUGUCCUGCUUCGAUGAAUGA